Molecule: messenger RNA, 1786 nt
Organism: Phycodurus eques (leafy seadragon)
Lineage: Eukaryota; Metazoa; Chordata; Actinopteri; Syngnathiformes; Syngnathidae
Gene: utp18
Product: UTP18 small subunit processome component
Exons: 13
Coding region: 106-1665 (519 amino acids)
Biological process (GO): rRNA processing
Cellular component (GO): Pwp2p-containing subcomplex of 90S preribosome; small-subunit processome
Molecular function (GO): protein binding
Source: RefSeq, a predicted model, not a curated record
GUCACCGGAAGUCACGUUCCCACGUGCGCUAACAGCCUGACGACAGGGCGUAAGAAGAAGUCAAGACGUUUGUCGACCACACGAGACUCGUUUGCGGAUCCAAACAUGGCGGCCAGGAAGAGGAGCGCGCGCUCGUUGGUGGAGGACGCGGACGUGCCGACGGAAGAGGCGCGCGCACGCCGGAGGAACGUCGAGAGUUUGGCGGUGUUGCGCGCGCACGAGCCUGCCGUGCAACAGCUGGAGGAGCUCGUGUUUGGCGACGUACACGCGCCUCUGCAGGAUGAGGACGAAAAGGAGGAGGCGUUGCCACACGAAGAAGAAGAACCGGCCAAAGAAUUUUUCCUCCAAUCAGAAGAGGAGACACAAGCUCAUUUAGGUCCUCCGCCAAUCAAACGAGCAGCUGCUUGGACUGAUGAAGAUGAUGAGCUGGAUGAAGAAGUGGACAUGCAGCAUCGUUUCCGUAGCGACCUGAUGCGAGGAGACGCCGAGUCCAGCAUGAGCAAGAAAAAACUUCAGCAGAGGAUGAGAGACCAUUUCCAGAAGUCGAUGGGCGGAGCUCCAGCCUGGGCUGUCAGCGGCGGCAGGAAGUUGACGAAAGAUGACGAUGAUGAUGACGAGGAGGAAGACGACGACGACGACGACCUUCUGAGGAGGACGGGAAACUUCGUGGCAUCUUCGGACAUUUUGUCCAGCGGCAUCCUCAGGAUGAAGCGGUGUCUCCACGCCAACGCCGCGCAGCCAUCUUCCGAUCGUCUGACGUCCGUGCGCUUCCACCCGUCGGCUCAGGUGCUCUUAACGGCCGGCCUGGACUGCUCGCUGUCAAUCUUCCAGGUGGACGGUCAAACCAACGCCAAGAUCCAGAGCGUCCACCUGGAGCGUUUCCCCAUCCACAAAGCCAGCUUCAGUUUCCACGGCGACGCCAUCAUCGCCACCAGCCUGAAUAACAAAAUGUUCUACGUGUACGACAUGAUAGAAGGAUGCGUCACCCCCGUGCAACACGUCAGAGGGCUGCACGAGGCCCGAGUGAAGGAGUUCUGCGUGUGCCCUGAUGGGGGCGCUCUGUUGCUGACGGGAAGUCGAGGAUACCUGCACAUGCUCACGCUCAAGACCAAGGAGGUGGUUGGCAGCAUGAAGAUGAAUGGCGAGGUGGUGGGCGUGGCUCUUAGCGGUGACGGGAGCAAAGUCUUUGCCAACUCAGAGGACGGUGAGGUGUACGUGUGGGACGUGCGCAGCAGUCGCUGCGUCAGCAAGUUCGCCGACGACGGCUGCGUCACCGGCACGGCCAUUGCGGCGUCCCCCGACGGGCGCUACCUGGCGUGCGGCUCACAGGCGGGCGUGGUCAAUGUGUACUCGCAGGACGCGUGCGUUAACUCGGCCAAUCCCAAGCCUCUGAAGGCCAUCAUGAACCUGCUGACCCCCGCCACCGCGCUCACCUUUAACCCCAGCGCGGAGAUCCUGGCCAUCGCCUCGCGACACCAAGACGAGGCCGUCAGACUGGUUCACGUGCCCAGCCUGAGCGUCUUCUCCAACUUUCCCGCGUCCAAGAGGAAGUUUGUCUAUCGAGCUUCCUGUCUUGACUUCUCGCCCCACAGCGGUUUCUUCUCAUUGGCCAACAACAAGGGACACGCCCCCCUCUUCAGGCUGCUGCACUACAGGAGCUUCUGAAGAUGAAGAAGAGGGCGCAGUCACGGCCGGAGUCACUUGUGUGCAAAGCCAUCCAAGCGUGUGUGUGACGUGUGCGCAUUUGUUUUGUUUUCCUAAUCAGGAAAUAAACUUUCGUAUCCUU